GGGAACUGCACAUAACAAGCAAGGAGAUUGAUAUGUGCAGUAAGAGAAUUGAACAAACGCUGAGGCGCCGCGUCGGCUAUCCAACGGAAAUGGGUACGCAAGGUUUCCUUCGACGCUAUCAGCUGUUGGUGGCGGUGACGGCGGCGCUGAUCCUCGUCUGCCUCUUCACCCAAAGCACCCGAGAACAGGAUGUGCAGGAUCUCAAGAACAUGUUGGAGAACAUCAACAAAAAGCUCGAGAACAUGAAGUUGGAGGCCAGGGCGAACGCAGGACUUCCUUCGGGCGAGUGGGUGGACGAAAGAAGGGAGGAAGGAGAGAAGGAAGAGGAAGGAAUGGUUUCCGGAGACGAGGACGUCGUCAAUGGGAGACUCCUGACCUCCAAGGGCGUCCCUGUGAAGAUCGUGAUCAUGCUGGGGUCGACGGCGAGGAGCGGCACCAGCCUCCUCGGGGAGCUCCUUUCGCAGCAGGAGAAUACCCUGUACCUCUUCGAGCCCGAACUCUUCGUGAGGCAACACUCGGGAGAGAAGGUGACACAAGAGCUCGGCAUGAAGCACAUGAAAGACAUGAUCUACUGCCGAUUUGACGAGACCUUCAUCACCUUCCUGCACCGUCGGUCUUCUCCCUUCAACAUCUUCCGCCAUCCUGUGACCAAGACGAAUUGUCGCAACUGGGACUCUUGUCUCACCAUCCCCAAGCUGACAGAGGCGUGCAGGGCGGAGCCGACGAGGAUCAUGAAGGUGAUCCGUCUGCGCAUGGCUUGGAUGAGGGAACUGCUGGACGACCCGAAGUAUGACGUGAGGGUCGUCCACCUGGUGCGCGACCCCCGGGGGUCCCUCUACUCCAUGGCCAAACUCCACCUGCACAAGCUCAUGCCGGAGUACCACUGUCCCCUCAUUUACGACGACCUCGUGAGAGCGCCGAAACUCAUGGCCGAGUACCCGGGGCGUGUCAUCUCCGUCACCUACGAGCAGUUUUGCCUCGAUCCCGUUGACAUAGCAACACGGGUGUGGCGAAUGCUCUCUGGAGACGACGGGGCGUCGCUUCCCGUCUUGUGGUCGGAGUACAUUGCAAAGCACGUUCAUCGCACCUCCACCAAACGCAUAGCCGCCUACGGUACCUUUCGGAACAGCGCGGAGCAAUACCAGUCCUGGCGCGACAACAUUACGGAAGAUGCGUUAACGAGGAUCGAGGAACACUGCCAACCCGCGCUGGAGCUUUUAGGAUACAACGUCUUCGGUGAUUUAAAGACUGCGAGGAACCUGUCCGUGUCUCUCUUCGCAGAGUGAACGAGUCGAAGCUUCGAGCUGCUGGGUUCGCUAGGGUCGGAAAGCCUUCCAUUUGUUCUUCGGGUAAAUGUUUCGCAUAAUUUCGCGUCAUAGUUUACGGCGAUAGUGGUACUUUCCUGUCACCCUCUACUGUUCACAUAUAUUGGGAUAACUGUGCGGACUACCCGCCCCCCUUUUUAUAAUCCACAAUCUCGAUCCUGAUAAUAGGGAUAUCCGGAAAACUACAGGUAAAAUGUAAAGAAAAACAAAGUAUAUGCAAUGUAUAUGCGAGAAAGGUCAGCAGUUCACCUACUGCAGGAGACCACGCCCCUGCGAUCCGCCUCAAAGGGAGCUACCGACCCCCAACUAUCCUGUGAGACAAACGACUUCUACAGCAGGAUGGAUUGUAUGGCCGAAAUCCCGAAACCGAACUUUGAUACAUUGAUUAAAGUUGUAUCACGGUCGCUACAAAACACAAUGUCAUCGAAGUCUGUACUGACAUACAAAUUUUUGAUAAAAGGAUUUUCUUUUAUUAUUAUUUCACAUAUAAAAGUCAAUAGAAAACCAUGAUAGUACUCAAGUACUGGUAUGAUUUUUAACUGCAAGCAAAACAUUGUGGAAGCUUCAAAUGAAAUGGAAAAAGAACCUGACUAUGACGCUUUUAUUGUGUAUAAACACCACUAUUCACUUUGCAAGGCUGUGGAAAGUUUAGAUGUUUUUCUCAAAGAGUCAAAAUAUUUUUUUUCUUAUUACAUACAUUGUUCUUCAUAUGAAAAUUGGAAGAUGCAUAAAGUUUUGCAUCUUAUCGUAUCCACCACGAGUGAGCUUCCUGUCCGAGCCAGACUACUGGGUAAUUCCAGUGAAAUGAGAAAAAAAUAACUUCUUUUCUCAAAACUGUAUGUCUGUACAAACUUCAGACAAUGUAUCAUAGUCUUAAGGGUUUCGGAAUCCUACAAUAAAGGCCUAUAAUGCUGAAGGCUGCGCCCCCUACAUCGACGAAAAUAUAAGAUUUUAUACAAACACUAGAGGCCUAUCUGCACGAGCGAGCACGGUCGGCGGGCAUAACGUCGGCCUCUAGUAAAAGUGACGUCAUCUUUCCUCGCGCCCAACCUUGUGCCCGCUGAUCCUACCCGCUCUUGAGGAUCGAAUAGUGCCCGGCGGAAUAGGGAAUAGAAGGAAAUACGUAAAACCGCACAGAAAAUACCAGUCUCUGAUACUAAAUGCCACGUAAUAUCGCAUUAUAAACAUGUACUGUGUUCAGUGCCAUCUAUUGAGUGGGCAGAAUUACAGGAGAAUGAGUUCCCUUACUGCCGGCGACCACGCGGUAGCAGUUCUAGAAGCCAUAACGUGGGCACAGUGAAAGGGGUGCUCCUAAGCGUUCAGGAACUUUAUAUGUGAAAAGUGCGAUAACCACGAGGCGCUUCUCAAGCUGCCGUACUCGUGGUCUACUGAGAGGACUCGGGGUAGGUGCGGGCAGUCUGUAAGGCAGGCCCCGAACACGAUAAGGUUCCAGUGCGACAAGGUCAAUGUCCUGUAUCCGUGGAGGAUGGGGUUUGGAGAACGGUAGCCUCCUUUAGAGGGGACGCAGCUCCCUGCAAUAUGGCAGGCUCUCUUCAUAUGUUUCACUGCAUCAUCCGUAUUUUUGUUUAUGUUCUUAUCCCGCAAUUUUCCUGACAAAUUCCAUGCCCUCUCCUAUUAUCGGGACCGAGAUCAUGGGAAUGGGGGUGUUUCCUCGCAACGAACCCUCUAUAAAAGCAAGAGUAGGGAGUGAGAGAAGUCCAUCACUACCUCUGUCGUCGUGAAGCAAAACGCGUAGAUAUUCGAACAUUUACGUCCUUCGUUUUGUUGUUUCUUCCAUUUUGUUUUCUUUGUUUGCCUGUGCAUUUCAGUUUCUCUUUGUUUUUGCUUAUUCAUCCAGUUGUUAACUUAGUUUAUUUAUUUAUUCAUUGAUUCGUGUUUUAUUUAUUUAUUUUAUAAUCUACCAGUUUAUUUGGUUUUCCUUCUUGCUGUCGAUAUCUUCCAAACGGGUUCUUUUUCACUGUUUUAUUUAUUUUAUCUUUUAUAUAUCUCCCGUCUUCUUAAUUUCUUUCUAUCUCCCAGUCUGUCAGUCUUUUUCCUUUCUUUCGUUUUAUUCAUAUAUUCGUUUACUAUUUCAUUAUUCUUUUAUCUAAGGGUGACAGAGAAUAAAUGUACUGCGAUAUUUUUAGCAAAGUGUGUUCUUAUAUGCUUGAAGUGUGUAGAUUUACCGGAGAAUAUUUUCAGAUAAUUCGUUAAUAAAAAGAUUUUAAGAAAACUCUUUGUAUCCUUCACAAAACGUUUAUUCAGGACACAAGUUGUGAGAAUAAACGGCCACACAUUCCUCAGCAGUUG
Penaeus chinensis is the source of this 3635-nucleotide messenger RNA. RefSeq names its product carbohydrate sulfotransferase 3-like. Bases 33 to 1286 code for a protein of 417 amino acids. The record is from RefSeq and is a predicted model, not a curated record. Gene Ontology annotation, biological process: sulfur compound metabolic process; N-acetylglucosamine metabolic process. Gene Ontology annotation, molecular function: N-acetylglucosamine 6-O-sulfotransferase activity. Lineage: Eukaryota; Metazoa; Arthropoda; Malacostraca; Decapoda; Penaeidae. The transcript is spliced from 8 exons.